Molecule: messenger RNA, 457 nt
Organism: Sinocyclocheilus rhinocerous
Lineage: Eukaryota; Metazoa; Chordata; Actinopteri; Cypriniformes; Cyprinidae
Product: zona pellucida sperm-binding protein 3-like
Exons: 2
Coding region: 107-457 (116 amino acids)
Biological process (GO): egg coat formation; positive regulation of acrosome reaction; binding of sperm to zona pellucida
Cellular component (GO): extracellular matrix
Molecular function (GO): acrosin binding
Source: RefSeq, a predicted model, not a curated record
ACUAAUACAACCUAAACAAACAGUUGAGACUUUCUCACAAACCCAACAGGGAUUCCACAAACCCAUUCCUGGUCCUGACCUCUAUCCCGAUGUGAAGGAUGAGGUUAUGGAGCCAGAGUUUGAACCCAAGGUGCCAGUGCCGGCAAACACUGUCGAGGUUCAAUGUGGAGAGGUCUCCGUCAAAGUGCAGGUGAAGCAAGAUUUCUUGGGGAACAAUCAGUUCAUUAACCCCUCUGAUCUGACGCUGGGUGGUUGUCCAGCUGUUGGAUUUGAUGACCAUGCCAGGAUUGUUGCCUUUGAGUCAGCGCUACAAGGAUGUGGGAGCACAUUAACGAUGACUGAAGAUUCACUCGUUUAUUCCUUUGUUUUGGUGUAUUCACCUUCACCUGUUCCUAACACGCCUAUUGUGAAAACUAAUGAAGCUAUGGUUGCACUUCAUUGCAUCUACCCAAGGUAA